ACAUACCUUUCGGUUCCAACCGAGGACCUCCGAUUAGCAGCCCCGCGCCUGCGUCCCAUCUUUUGUAUAACCCUGGGUAGAAUGACACCGUGUGCUUGCCGACCCGCGUCCCCAAAUCAGAGGGUCCCACGGACCGGCUGGGUGUACAGAAAUGUAGAGAAGCCAGAGAGUGUGUCCGAUCACAUGUACAGGAUGGCAGUUAUGGCUCUGGUGACCAAAGAUGACCAGCUUAACAAAGACCGAUGUGUACGCCUAGCCCUUGUUCACGAUAUGGCAGAAUGCAUCGUGGGGGACAUAGCACCAGCAGAUAACGUCCCCAAAGAAGAAAAACAUAGGCGGGAAAAGGAAGCUUUGGGACAGCUCACCCAGCUCCUGCCAGAGGACCUGAGAAAGGAGAUCUAUGACCUUUGGGAAGAGUACGAGACCCAAUCCAGCGCAGAAGCCAAGUAUGUGAAGCAGCUGGACCUGUGUGAGAUGAUUCUACAGGCAUCGGAGUACGAAGACCUUGAGAACAAACCCGGGAGAUUGCAAGACUUCUACGAUUCCACAGCAGGUAUCAGGCUGUUUCCAGAAAAUUCAGUCACCCUGAAGUAGUCCAGCUGGUUUCUGAACUUGAGGCAGAAAGGAACAGCAGCAUAGCAGCAGCCGCCGCCGAGCCCCGCCCCUGAGAGUUUCUACGGUUGUCCUCCUGGAACUGACAUGUGACUUCUUUUACCCCCUUUUCACGGCGUUGUUUGCCCGUCGAUGUUGGUUUCCCCAGAUGUGAGUCUGUUUGCUUUCACUUGUCUGGACUCCCAAGCAAGCCACGUGAUGGCAUUUGGGCAAUAAAAGGAGCUAUGGAA
Messenger RNA from Echinops telfairi (small Madagascar hedgehog), 842 nucleotides. It is a transcript of the gene HDDC2, whose product is annotated as HD domain containing 2. The record is from RefSeq and is a predicted model, not a curated record. The transcript has 6 exons. Gene Ontology annotation, molecular function: 5'-deoxynucleotidase activity. NCBI's taxonomy places the organism in Eukaryota, Metazoa, Chordata, Mammalia, Afrosoricida, Tenrecidae. Gene Ontology annotation, cellular component: cytoplasm. Bases 82 to 594 code for a protein of 170 amino acids.